Messenger RNA from Phragmites australis (common reed), 1948 nucleotides. RefSeq names its product ACT domain-containing protein ACR4-like. Bases 361 to 1722 code for a protein of 453 amino acids. The transcript has 8 exons. Lineage: Eukaryota; Viridiplantae; Streptophyta; Magnoliopsida; Poales; Poaceae. The record is from RefSeq and is a predicted model, not a curated record.
UGUGGAAAUGCGGAGGAACAUGUGGAACAAGCCGUGGUCCAAUCCCAGCCAAGAUAACGGGGGCAAAGAAAGCACUGCACAACAACUCCCUUCUCCCUGCCUUCCUCCUUGCCAGAAAGAGAGGAGAUAGAAAGAAACAGAGGAGGCCAUUCCUCUCUUCUCCACCACCUACUCUCUCUCUUGUCUCCCUUCCCUCUCCCCUGAGAGGAUCGCAGCCAGCCAACCAUGGACACGCAGCGCACACAUCUCGCAAUUUUCACUGCACACAAAUAAGAGAGGAACAGGAGGGGGCCAGAGGGAGCAUUCGUCAAGGACUGCAGUGCCUGCCUGUUUCUUGCUGCUUCUUGGCCUCCCCUUGCCAUGUCCAUGGAUGAAGGCUACGGCCCUACCUGGGACAGCGACGACGAAUACGACAACUUCAUACGCAAGAUGAACCCACCAAGGAUUGUUGUCGAUAACGAUUCUUGCGCGGAUGCGACGAUUGUCAGGGUAGAUAGUGCAAAUGAAUAUGGGAUACUACUAGAAGUGAUCCAAGUCCUGAUUGAUCUGAACCUUGCGAUAAGUAAGGCGUAUAUAACCUCAGAUGGUGGAUGGUUCAUGGAUGUCUUCAAUGUAACUGACAAGGAAGGGAAGAAGCUCCAAGAUAAGACAACCAUUGCACAAAUCGAAGACUAUGUUAGAAAGUCCUUGGGUGCAGAUUCAAGGUACAUACCUUCGCGGCGGAGAUCGGUAGGCGUUGCCGCUGCAGCUGACCACAAUGUCAUCGAGUUGACAGGGACAGACCGGCCAGGCCUUCUCUCUGAAGUCAGCGCGGUGCUGGCCAGCCUCAAGUGCAACGUGGUCAGCGCUGAGGUCUGGACCCAUAACAUCAGAGCUGCAGCCGUGAUGCAGGUCAAUGAUGAGGACACAGGGUUGGCAAUCACAGACACCGAGAGGCUGGAGAGGAUCAAGGAGAGGCUGUCUUACCUGCUCCGAGGAAGCAAUCUUUCCCGGGGAGCUGCCAUGGCGGUGUCGUCAGGGACUGCCGCCACGCAUAUCGAGAGAAGACUGCACCAGAUGAUGCUUGAUGAUGGCGACUGUGAACAGCUCCAACAGCGUGCUCCGGAUCAGUUUCAAAGGUCUAAUGUCACCGUAAGGAAUUGGAACGACAAGGACUACUCGGUGGUGACCAUCCGGUGCAAGGACAGGCCCAAACUUCUGUUUGAUACGGUUUGCACUCUGACAGACCUGCACUAUGUUGUUUUCCACGCGAACAUUGAUGCCAAGGAAAAUCAAUCUUACCAGGAAUUCUAUGUAAGGCAUGUGAAUGGAUCACCGAUGAACACUGAAACUGAGAGAUUGCAAGUCAUCCAGUGCCUUGAAGCAGCUAUUGAACGGAGGGUAUCUGAGGGUGUCAAACUCGAGCUGUGCACUAAGGACAAAGUUGGCCUACUAUCCGAGGUGACCCGCAUCUUUCGCGAGAACAGUCUGACCGUCACAAGAGCGGAGGUAAGCACGAGAGGCAGGAUGGCUGUCAACAUGUUCUACGUUCGGGGUUCUGCAGGAGAGCCAGUAGAUCAGAAGACGAUAGACUCCAUCAGGCAAGCCAUAGGCCAGAACAUUCAGGUGAAAGGCCAGCCUGAGUCACCAGAACCACAGAAGAAAGAGUCCCCCACAUGGUUCCUCUUCACGAACUUGUUUCGGCCGAGGUCUCUCUACAGUUUCGGGUUGUUCAUGCGUUGAUCGCCCUGUAAAUUCAAUAUACUUUAAGUGAUCCAAGAAAAUUAGGGAUCAGAAACAGCCUUCAUUCUAUUGCUGUGGUGCAGGAUUCGGAUAUAGCUAGCAUAUGGGGAUGUUUUAUAUCAUCAUCAUCUGUAAAUAUACUGAUUUCGCCAUCCUCACUUUGUACAUAUGAUGUAGAUAAAGGAUGUAAAUAUAAACUGUACAAAAUAUGAUUAAAUCCCAGAUU